This is a messenger RNA of Drosophila serrata, 3228 nucleotides long. It is a transcript of the gene Shark, whose product is annotated as SH2 ankyrin repeat kinase. Gene Ontology annotation, molecular function: ATP binding; protein binding; protein tyrosine kinase activity. Gene Ontology annotation, biological process: protein phosphorylation. Lineage: Eukaryota; Metazoa; Arthropoda; Insecta; Diptera; Drosophilidae. The record is from RefSeq and is a predicted model, not a curated record.
ACGGUCACACUGCAUGCAAAGUAAACCCAAAGUGAUCUCGAAAUUAACAAAAGUCGAGAAUUUAGAGCAAAUGGACCAAAUAUGAGCGAUCCCAUGAAGUGGUACCACGGCAGCCUGUCGCGAGAGGCAGCCGACGAUCUACUCAAGCAAGGUUAUGAGGACGGAACGUUCCUGGUCCGAGAGAGCAGCACGGCAGCUGGAGACUUUGUGCUGAGCCUACUGUGUCAGGAGGAGGUGUGCCACUACCAGGUGAGGCGACAUGGCGGCGAGGACGCCUUCUUCUCCAUCGACGACAAGGUGCAGACAAAGAUACUGCACGGCCUGGACACGCUGGUCGACUACUACCAGCAGGCGGCCAAUGGGCUGCCCACCAAGUUGACGGUACCUUUGAUCCGCGAUCCGCCACCUCACAACACCCGCAGCCAUGGAGUGACCAAUCUGCUGCACCGCGCCACCGCCAAGAACGAGAGCAAGGUGGUCUUCGAGCUGCUCAAGUGCGGCUAUCGAAACUUUGAUGCCAAGAACCAGGAUGGCCAGACGGCGCUGCAUCUGGCGGCGCUAUACUCGGACGAGGACAUCCUGAAGCACCUGCUCAAUGCAAAAGUCCAGGUCAACAGCUCGGACUCCUUCGGCUGUCAGCCCCUGCACUACGCAGCCCGCUCGAAACCAGCCAGCUUUAUAAGAACCCUUAUCGCCGCACAGGCCAAUGUUCAGGGGAGGAAUAUAGAGAACGGCUAUGUGCCAUUGCACGAAGCAGCCAAGCACGGUAACCUGGAGGCUGUGCAGGAACUCCUACUAGCCGAAGCUCCGCCGUUACCGAGAACUAGCUCGGGAGAAUUUCCCUUCGAUCUGGCCAAGGAGGCGGGCCAAACGUCUGUAGAGGAGUUCCUAAUGAACUAUAAGCUUCCGCAGGCAAGUACCGCCAGAGAGCAGUGGUAUCACGGCACACUGACCCGAGACGAGGCCGUUGCCAUACUCAAGAAACAUGUCAAGGAGCUGCUAGUGAGCCAACCCGAAUUGGACACCUCUGGAUGCUUUCUGGUUCGCUACUCAGAAUCGCCGGCGGCUUCUGGCUUGGUUCUAACCCUGCUCAGCAGCGACCAAAUGGUCAAGAACUUUCGUAUCUCGCAGGCAGAUCUCUACCAGAACGGCGUCAAGUUGCAGUCCGGAGGGUCCAAGUUUCUGUAUAUAGAUGAUGGUCCCUAUUGGCCCAGUCUAGAGCAUUUGAUAUCGCACUUCAUGCGGUUCUCCUAUGGAUUGCCCGUUAGCCUUAAGUUCCCUGUUCCACCGCAGCCAAAGCCGGAGUUGCCCUCGUUUGCAACAAUACCACGAUCCUCUGUGAAGCCGAGAACCACUCCGCCAGCUACGCCACCCACUCCUGUGUCUCCGCACUCCCAUUCCCCCCAUCAUGGCCAUCCGCAUGUCCCCGCCUUGACCAUAGCGAAAAAGAAGCAGAAGGAGAACAGCAGCUCCAUGUUCAACACCCUGCGCCUGACCAGUCCCAAGAAGGCGCUCUUCGACAUGAACAGCCUACGCAAGAGCAAGUCCAAGGGCAAGCGUAGCGAGUCCGAGAGCAGUGUGAGUGGAUCGCUGGCCAGGACGGAGCAGGAACUGCAGGCAGCCGCUCCCAUGCUAAAAAGCUUAUCAUUUUCGACGGAGUUCUCCACUUUCAAUGUUGAUGGCGGCAUCGUGGUGGCCCCGGCCAGCGGGGAGUUAUACAACGUUCCCAGGAACAAUACACCCAUCGAUAUGGACCUGCCGCCGCCCAUUGCCCAAAAGACUGAAGCCGAAGUUGAGUAUUUCACCAAGAGUGACGUCGCCAUUGAGCGUGAGCGUGCUGUCCAGAGUGGCUUCAAUGGAUAUCAGCCCACAGUCGACGUGCUCUCGGUGUGGGAUCAGCAAAUGAUCAAGCCCCCAGCUGCAGCGCGUCUCAACUCGCUCAUUUCAACAGGCUCCACGGAGAGUGAGAUGGCCAGCUAUCUGCAGCGGAAGUGUAGUGGAACCCCAACAACGCCCACCUCCAGUGCCUUGGAGGCGGCCAAGCUGAGGUUCUUUAUAGAACCAGAGAAUUUGGUAUUGGAGAGCGAAAUUGGUCACGGCGAGUUUGGUUCCGUGCACAGCGGUUGGCUAGUGAGGAAGGGCGCUUCUGGUGAGGAAACAACACGUGUGGAGGUGGCCAUAAAGAUGCUCAGCGAUGAGCACAGCAACAAACAGGAGUUCCUGCGCGAAGCCUCCGUGAUGAUGCGGCUGGAGCACAAAUGCAUUGUGCGUCUAAUCGGCAUCUCCAAGGGAGAGAUGCUGAUGAUGGUUCAAGAGCUGGCUCCGCUGGGUUCCAUGCUGCAGUAUAUCCUGGAUCACGGUGGCGAGAUUACCGCCAAUUCGGAACUAAAGGUCUGGGCAUCCCAGGUCGCUUGUGGCAUGCACUAUUUGGAAUCUCAGCAUUUUGUGCACCGAGAUCUUGCCGCCAGGAACAUACUGCUUACCGCCCGGCAGCAGGCCAAGAUCAGUGACUUUGGAAUGUCGCGAUCGUUGAGGCCCGGCAGCACCGAGUACCAAUUCACCCAAGGCGGCCGCUGGCCCAUCCGCUGGUAUGCCCCGGAGAGCUUCAACCUGGGCAUCUUUUCGCAUGCCAGCGAUGUGUGGUCGUUUGGCGUGACCAUUUGGGAAAUGUUUGCGCUGGGAGCUCCGCCCUAUGGCGAUAUAUCCAAUGUGGAUGCCAUCAAGCUUGUGGACAGUGGAGAACGAUUGCCGCAGCCCAGCCUCUGCCCAGCGUACAUAUAUGCAGUGAUGCAGAGCUGCUGGAAGGAACGGCCGAAAGACCGGCCCACCUUUGCCUAUCUCAUGGAGUUCUUUGCCCGCGAUCCAGACUACCAGAACCUGCCGGAACUGGUGCAAACGGUUCACAUUUAGGCUGAAAGGCCGCUUACCUUGUCCCUUGUCCGUUUCCCGAGUGCAAUUGUCAUUUUUAGGAUGCUUCUAUUUUAUUCCGAUUUGUGUCGUAUUAAAGGGACUCGCAGAUCACACUUGUUAUCUAUCCCCCGUGUCCUAGUAUUCAGCGAGUCCCUCCAUUCAUAUUUAUAGUCUGUAAUCUAUUUAUAUAUAUAACUAUUUGUGUCAAAGGAUAGCGAACAAGUGUGCCUUAAAUCGAUUUAACUUUGUAUUCAUGUUUACAAAUACGUUUUGUUUUUAUUAUUGGUUAAUCGAAAUAAAAAUCGAACUCUUUUUAAA